CUCAAAGAACGAUCGUCCGUCAACGAAAAAUUUUGGUGAAAGGAAGGAAGUAGAUUGGUCAUGUGAUGGACCCGACUGGCUUAUAGCUGCGCGUGAGCUCGAAGUGUUCAUCUUCAUCCUUUCCCUUUUACUUUCAUCGAGACGCUGCAUAUCGCGCCCACAGAACUUGGCUUCGAACUCCAAGUGAUUUGCUGCUUAGCCGUCUCCGGUAUCUCGCACGCACCCUACGUAUAUCAGCCCCUUCACCUUCCCUUCCAAAUCAAGAUGGCGCGGCACCCCGUUGUUAUACCCCGCUUCCGCCCACUAUGGCGAUGCUUCAUCAACGAUCUACCAAACGAGGUCCUUGAAAUGAUUCUUGUAUCCUCCGUCCCCAUGUUUCUCUCUGCACCUACGCCCGGGAGCGUCAAAGAAACCGUCAAGUAUAUGAAGCGCGCGGGCGUGCGCGACUAUCCAAGCCUCCUCGCCCUCGUCUGCCGCCACUGGCGCCCUGUCGCCCGCACUAGCCAGGCCCUUUACGCCUUCCUCUUCGUCGACGUCGAAGACGCGUACGACUUCAAGCAGACCGACGAGUACUACACGGCGUUCCUAGCGCGCUCCGGCUCUCGCCCUCUGACGCUCUCCGUCAACGGCAUGCAAGACACGACUAUCGACCUGCUCGCUGCGGCGCCCUUCCGGGACCACCUCCCCCGGCUACGCUGGACGUGCAUCGACCUGUACGCCUCGGAGCUGCUGGGCAACUACGAUGAUCCGACCGGCUUCGACGUCUUCCCCUUGUUCCCCGGCGUGCAAACUCCUCUCCUCGAGACCGUACACGUCGACGUCGGCCAAGACGGGAGCCUGGCCACCGACGACGGCGCAACGGAGUACUUCCACAACUACUACUAUGCCAAGGCCUCUCGGCAAGAUGAGAGGAUCCUACGCUGCGCCCCGCGCCUGCGCUCGUUCUCCAUGUAUCGGUACGAUCCCAAAGGGCUGCCGCCUAUGCUGCUGCAGAACGUGGGGCUGGACUACCAGACACUGACGUGCUUGCGGCUGCCUUACGUGGCUUUGGGCGCCGCGGAGUGGCUGAAGGUGCUCGCUGAGCUGCCCGUGCUUCGCGUGUUCCAUGGCAGUCUUCCGAGGGACGAGUCUGACGACGAGAGCGGUUCUUCUGACGAGAGCGAGCAGUCGGAUGGGGAAGAGGAGCAGUUGCCUGAGGGCGACGACGCUGGUGGCGGAGGAGAAAAGGUCGAGGAAAGUGGCGGCGAGGACGAGACUUCAGAGGCCGACGCCGACAAGGAUGCUGCAGACGGCGAAGGCGGCGAGUCCAACAGCGACGUUGGAGCGCACGACGAAGACGACCGGCCACCUGCCGCGCCCCAAGCUGCAGUACGCGCGGAGCCACCUAAGGCAAGCCAGCUUACGCUCUCUCACCUGUCCGACCUCCAUCUCGUCACCGAAUAUGAAUCCGAUGCUGCUCAGCUCAUCGCAGGGUUGACCCUUCCGUCUCUCAGCGCUUUUGGCCUGGCUACCGACACCGCUAUCAGCCCGCUAGACGCGUCCACGAAGAACAUUCGCGUAUACCUGCUUGCCGGUCUGAAAGCUCUCAUCCGACGCUCCGGAUGUGAGGUGCACGAUCUCACGCUCGACACGCCACGCACGGGGCUCGCGAGCGUGAUCGCUUUCCUGAGGCUCGUUCCAGAGCUGCGAUCUCUGCACCUGAACGCGAGCAUGGUAGCCAUCCAGGAGAACCUGCUCGACCGGUUGGCGGAUCGGGCAGAGGGAGGCGAGCUGAACCUUGUGCCCAAGGUCGCCCAUCUGGUCAUCGACAACCGCGAGCCUGACUUGUUCCAUCCGGAAGGGUCUGUUCCACUCGCUUCUGUUCUUGGGCUCAUCGACAAGCGAUGGCCCAUGGGCUGGACGACGUGGGAGAUUGCGAGCUUGCGGGUGGUUGUGAGCGAGGAUGUGAAGAAUUUUGCGGACGAUUGCGCGGAGGACGGAAAAGUGUUGGCGCCCUCAAUCAAGAAGAGCAGGAAGAAGCUGCGCGCUAUAAGAGCUCGCGGCGAUAUCGACUUGGUGAUAGAGUCUCGAGGGGAGUAGAACAAGACUUGCCGCACCCUUGAAGCCUCAUCUGUAUAAUUUAGUCACAAUGUUCAAGUCAGAAUCAUGUAUCACUCGAGUCAAAUACUGAGCAUAUCAGCGCAUGUAUAUCACUG
Messenger RNA from Schizophyllum commune H4-8, 2195 nucleotides. RefSeq lists its product as uncharacterized. The transcript has 2 exons. The record is from RefSeq and is a predicted model, not a curated record. Lineage: Eukaryota; Fungi; Basidiomycota; Agaricomycetes; Agaricales; Schizophyllaceae. Bases 265 to 2079 code for a protein of 604 amino acids.